GUUAUUUUUCUUGGUGGAACAUCUGACAUUUCAAAUUGGUAAAAACUGAUUGAUUUUAGGUUAUUAAAAAAUCUUAAAUAUAUCCUGUUUGGCAGAUUUGUUUGUGAAAUCUCCUCUAACAGACUGUUAAAGCAGUCAUGUGUGGAUCAUUCUGAGAAGACAAGCUGUUGUUCCAGUGGUUUUCAAUCCAACAAUUGUGCUGUAGAACACUGACCUUGAAAAGCAGAACAUCAGUGGUGGCCUUUACAUGGAUCUUGUUCUGUCUAAGCCUCUUGCAGACUGAAUGCCAUGGCCACAGGGCUUUUAGGGAUUUGUGCCACCUCCACAAAAGCAAAUGCUGUAGUAUGAUAAGACAUGGCUGCUCUCAACUAAACGUGGGUGUCACAUCUGGCAGGAGGGUAUAAAUGUCCAUGUGAGUGGAGGUGAAGUGAUUUUGUCUCAGCAAAACUCCAGCAGGUAAGACUGAUAUGGACUUUAUAUUGUAGUGUAGUUUGACUUCUGUUUGAAUGUGUUUGUUAGUUGCUUUGCCCAAACCAAAUCUAUAUAGACAAGUUUAUUCAUUCUAGUUUUUCACGUUUCAACUUUUUGUUCAUGUUUUCCUGUGCUCUGGGUUAGCUUACACUUUUAAUGGUGAUUUUCUUUUUUAUUUUUUUAUUUAUUAAGCAGUAAAUCACUAUAACCCCAAGAUGGACACAACAUGCAGCGCUAUUACUUUAUCCACUGCAGUACCUGUAUUUGAUUAGCCACACACUUUCGCAUUGAUUCACAGAUGAGGAUGCGCUUCGUUGUUAUGGUGAUGCUGUUGCCAGCGCUGAUGAGGGCAGGAUCAGAAUGCAGGUCCAGCUGUCGCCUUACCAAUAUCUCCAUUACCAUGGAAAGUGAGGAAUGUGGCAGCUGCAUCACAAUUGACACCACAGCCUGUGCCGGGUUUUGCACAACACAGGACAGAGUUUACCGUAGCCCCAUGAUGCAGAACUACCAGAACACCUGUAACAUCAUAGAAUGGACCUACAACACGUAUGAGUUUAAACGCUGCCCUCCCGGGAUUGACUCGGUUUUCACGUACCCUGUGGCCCUCAGCUGUGAGUGCAGCAAGUGUAACUCUGACAUCGCAGACUGUGGAGCUCUCAGCCAGCAGACAUCCAGCUGCACUGUACAUUAGACAAGGAAACCAAACCAUUUGAAAGCCUGUCGUACAAUUUUGAAUAUUUAGUUUUUCUUAAUUAAAUGUAAAUUGCAUUAUGGAAAUU
Megalobrama amblycephala (Wuchang bream) is the source of this 1250-nucleotide messenger RNA. RefSeq names its product follicle stimulating hormone subunit beta (gene fshb). Gene Ontology annotation, cellular component: extracellular region; cytoplasm. The coding region runs from base 770 to 1162 and encodes 130 amino acids. The record is from RefSeq and is a predicted model, not a curated record. NCBI's taxonomy places the organism in Eukaryota, Metazoa, Chordata, Actinopteri, Cypriniformes, Xenocyprididae. The transcript is spliced from 2 exons. Gene Ontology annotation, biological process: G protein-coupled receptor signaling pathway; ovulation. Gene Ontology annotation, molecular function: hormone activity.